This is a messenger RNA of Morchella importuna, 972 nucleotides long. RefSeq lists its product as uncharacterized. Lineage: Eukaryota; Fungi; Ascomycota; Pezizomycetes; Pezizales; Morchellaceae. Gene Ontology annotation, cellular component: NuA4 histone acetyltransferase complex; nucleus. Bases 1 to 972 code for a protein of 323 amino acids. The transcript is spliced from 4 exons. The record is from RefSeq and is a predicted model, not a curated record. Gene Ontology annotation, biological process: regulation of transcription by RNA polymerase II.
AUGCCACCAAAGAAAAAGACAAAGGCCCCCAAUCGCGCCGCAGAUGCAGACUCGCCGGCCCCCGAGCCCGUCAUCUUCGACGGCUGGACCGACGAGCAGGAGACCACGCUCUUCAAGGCCAUCUCUGUCUACCGUCUCAAGCCCGCCGGAAUGCACAAGCACUUCCGCAUCAUCGGCAUCUCCGAGCUCAUGAAGAACCACGGCGUCUCCGAUAUCCACACAGGCGUCGAGGGCAUCUGGCGCAAGCUACAGUCACUCUACAACCUCGAGGGGCUCGACGAGCGGGAAGACCUUGAAGAAGACGGCUCCCCCGACCCCGGGGUAGAAUUUACACUCCCGGACGAAGACUUUGGUACCCUCAUGCACGCGCGCCGCCUCGACCCCAACAGCGCCGACUCCCCCGUGCGACUGUCAACCUUUACGUUCACGCCGGCGCCGCGCGGGAAGAAGGGGCGCGUGAUGCGCAGCGUGAGCGCUGACGGCUCCAGGACCGCGCGCACGAGCAGCAUCAUAGCGGACGAUACCGAGGACGAGCUAUCCCUCAAAUCCGCCUCCCCCGUCCCGCGCAAGACCAAGAUCGUAUCGACCCGCGGGCGCAAGCUUGGCUUUGGAAAGGGCCGCGGCCGCGGCCUCAAGAAGAUGGCAUCUCCACGGCGCAAGCCCCCCGCCACGCCCAAGCCCGCCGAGGAGUCUGCCGAAGAGGAGUCCGAGUCGUCGAGCACGCACGACGCCUCCGACGACGAGCUCUCGGAGGUGCCGGACGAGGACGACGACGACGUAGCCGAGGCCGAGAGCGACGGCGAGGCCGAGAGUGAGGGGGGCGAGAGCACGACGGCCGCGGAGAGCCCGGCGCCGACGGUGAGUAGUCGCGGGAAGGGCAGUGGGCGUGGGAGGGGCGGGGGGAGGGGGAGGGGGGGCAAGAGGGGCGCGAAGAGGGGGGGCGAUGUGAGGAGGAGUACGAGGAAGAAGUAG